AUGGCGGCCUGGCUGGGCCGGCUGUCUCUGGGCGACGCCUGGUACAACAUGUACUCCCGCCUCCUGAGGACCAAACCCGUGGGCUCCAUGGGUCACAGCUCAGACGACCUCACCGAGCUCGCAGAGGGGUCAGGGGUCGGGCUCGCCAAGGUCCUGACCACCGUGGACCUGGUGUCCCUCGGCGUGGGCAGCUGCGUGGGGACGGGGAUGUACGUGGUCGCAGGGCUGGUUGCGAAGGCGAUGGCUGGGCCCGGGGUCAUCCUGUCUUUCAUCAUCGCAGCGCUGGCGUCCAUUCUGUCAGGGGUGUGCUACGCAGAGUUCGGUGUCCGCGUCCCAAAGACGACCGGCUCGGCCUACACCUACAGCUACGUCACAGUCGGGGAGUUUGUGGCAUUUUUCAUUGGCUGGAACCUGAUCCUGGAGUACCUGAUCGGCACAGCGGCGGGGGCGUCGGCUCUCAGCAGCAUGUUCGACUCUCUGGCCAAUCACAGCAUCAGCAACUACAUGAUCACGCACCUGGGCACGCUCAGAGGACUCGGUAAAGGAGAGGACACGUACCCUGAUCUCCUGGCCCUCUUCAUCGCCCUCCUGGUCACGGUGAUCGUUGCUCUGGGGGUUCGUAACUCGGUGGGUUUCAACAACGUCCUCAAUGUCGUCAACCUGGUGGUCUGGGUCUUCAUGGUCAUCGCAGGACUCUUCUUCAUUUCUGCCAGCAACUGGGGGAGCGGAAAGUUCCUGCCUUACGGCUGGUCGGGGGUGAUGCAAGGGGCGGCGACUUGCUUCUACGCAUUCAUUGGAUUUGACAUCAUCGCAACGACUGGAGAGGAAGCGAAGAACCCCAACACCUCCAUCCCAUACGCCAUCACCGCCUCCCUGGUCACCUGCCUCACCGCCUACGUGUCGGUGAGCGUGAUCCUGACUCUCAUGGUUCCCUACAACCUGAUUGAUGGCUCCGCCCCCCUCAUGGAGAUGUUCGCGGUGCACGGCUUCCUGUGGGGGAAGUACACGGUGGCUGUGGGCUCCAUAGCUGGACUGACGGUCUCUCUGCUCGGCUCUCUGUUCCCCAUGCCCAGAGUCAUCUACGCCAUGUCUCGAGACGGACUGCUGUUCAAGUGUCUGUCUCAUGUAUCUGCGCUCACACACACCCCAGCAAUGGCCUGUGUGGUGUCGGGGAGCUUCGCGGCUAUCCUGGCUCUGCUGGUGAGCCUCAGAGACCUGAUCGAGAUGAUGUCCAUCGGCACCCUGCUGGCCUACACUCUGGUCUCUGUGUGCGUGUUGUUACUGCGAUACCAGCCGGACGAACAGACCGACACUCACCAGUUCAUCUCUGAGGACGGCGUGGACGGCCUGAAGCACCUGGACGACGGACCGGUCCCCACCAAAGACGACCAGAUGCUUAUCGGAGGCGCAGACGGCGAUGGCUCGUCGUCGUACCACACCGGUGGGACUGAAGGCGAAGGAGACGACUCUGAGUUCCACACAGGCCACGCCUCUUUGCUGAAAAGGCUUCUGGGAGGUCAUUACUACACCCUGAGGCUGCGGCUGGGGAUACCGGACGCAUCAGCCCGCCCGACCCCCGCCUCCGGCCGUAUCGUGACCCGAUGCACCCUCCUCCUCUUCUUCAUGUCCUUCCUCCUCUGGUCCACCGUCAUAUUCGGCGUAGAACAGGGAUCGGGCGUGGGGGCGGUGUUUUCAGGACUCAUGGCCACGCUCAUGGCGGGGUCGUGGGCGAAGCUCCUCAUAACGAUCAUACAGCAGCCGGAGAGCGGGAAGAGGCUGCCCUACAUGGCGCCGUGUGUACCCUUCAUUCCUGCGGCGGCCAUAUUGGUCAACAGCUACCUCAUGCUCAAACUGUCUCCUCUCACCUGGGCCAGGUUCACCGUGUGGUGCUUCAUAGGUCUGUUGAUCUACGGGUGUUACGGGGUUUGGCACAGUACGCUCGAGCUCAACGCUCGCGAGCAGCAGGCGCACGCCAGCUCCUACCAGCGCUACGACGACCACCUGGACGACACCUUCUCCCCCGAUGACAGCAGCUACCCCCAGGAGACGGACGAGAAACCCUACCAAGGCUGGUCCGCCCCUGAGGAGAGGGGGUACCCGUACCAGCAGAAUCAGGACCAGAACCAGCAGUAUGAAGACCUGGAUGGAGAGCAGCAUCAGAGCCAGUAUGAGGAUAACGGGGACCAGUAUGGGUACCAAUCUGGAUCAGGAGGCCAGAAUGAGAGCAGAGGGAGCAGAACCAGAGGACGGACCAAUCACGGGUUUGAUGCAGAGGAAGAGGAAGACUGAGAAGAGGAGCUUCCUGUUUCUUCUGAUCAGAACUCAUCAUGAAUAAACUUUUAAAGUGCCGACGAUAGAAACACCAAAGUCACAUCAGGGGAUUGGAUUUCUGACCGUCUCAGCGUGAACACCUGGUUUGGAUUUCAGGGGUGAAGGUGGAGGAUUGGACUCAGUCAUGGACGCCUCCCACCUCACGGGUCACUGAAGGAGGGCCUCGGAGGAACUUUACUCAUGCUUCCAGGGAACCUUCAAUUUUAGUUCUCCAACUUUCGGACAUGUUUUCUUCAAUUUGGUAAAAAAAAAAGAGAUGAAAUAACGUUUCAAACUUUUAAUGUUUUUAAAUCCCUUCCACAGGAGACCCUGGAUCUUAUUUCCCACUCCACUAACACGACACCUCACAGUUUGUUUGAAACCUACUCAUCUCUGACACUCAAACUUUGAAGCCCUUCAUCCAUGAAUCAAAAAGAGGACACCCUUCUCCUAAUCACCUUCCAACGUUUAAUGUUUACCACACACGACUUUGUGGAAUCACUAACAGGACUUCUAAACUUCUUCGUGCACACCGCAGACUUCUCCCUUUCAGCUCAGAGAACAGACUUGAACGUCUCUUCGGUCUCUGGAUAUCUCCCCUGUGGCGCUCUGAGCCCUGAAACGAUUCCUCUUCCUGUCGGAGUGAUCGGUGUUCACACUGACGGAGUGUUUGCUUUAUUUAUUGACUGAAGAUACGAGUUGUGUUGACGUGUGUUCGUGAGAAGUAGUGUGAUGUUUUGUCUGAAUAGUGGGAAUAAAUUUCUCAUACAGAGUGAAAA
Molecule: messenger RNA, 3089 nt
Organism: Notolabrus celidotus (New Zealand spotty)
Lineage: Eukaryota; Metazoa; Chordata; Actinopteri; Labriformes; Labridae
Gene: slc7a14b
Product: solute carrier family 7 member 14b
Exons: 7
Coding region: 1-2289 (762 amino acids)
Biological process (GO): amino acid transport; transmembrane transport
Cellular component (GO): plasma membrane
Molecular function (GO): amino acid transmembrane transporter activity
Source: RefSeq, a predicted model, not a curated record